CCCAAACAGGUAUAAUUAGACGGGAAAUAUGCCACGUUAGCACAAAAGUAUGCCAUGCGCGCUACAAGAAAACAGCAGAGAAAGAGAAAUAGGACACCAGAUUCAAAGCAGUACCAUAGAGAGAUGUUUUGGGGUUUUUCCUAUAUGUGUAUAUGGUAUUGCAUGCCUUGGUGAAUUGCUCUCUGUUAUAUCCUGCGAGACUAAAUGGACCCCAGCACCCCCCUGCACACUACCUUGCGGCUCCAGGAUAGCCCAAUUGGUGUAUUUUGAUGCCUGUGCCCCGAAAGCUGUUCAAACACAAAGGGGGAACGGAGGCUUUGGCUCAGCCGGGAGCCCACAGAUACUAGGGGCGCAAUCCGUCAGUGCUGGCCGACCAUUGAUGCAGUGCACAUUGACGAUGCGAGGAAAAGGUCCUGUUUGCGUGAGUGGUAUUCUGGACACCGGAGCGGAUGUCAGAGUCAUCUCUGAAGACAGAUGGCCUGUGAACUGGCCGUUAGUACAAGUGGGGGAGGCAUUAAUGGGCAUUGGCGGGAAUGCUUUGCCUUUACAGAGCAAACACCUAAUUCAGACCCAGGGGCCCGAGAAUCGUGCUGCCUCAUUCACAGAAUCACGGAAUCACAGAAUCUUCAGAGUUGGAAGGGACCUCUAGAGAUCAUCUAGUCCAACUCCCCUGCUAGAGCAGGAUUGCCUACAGCACAUCCCUCAGGGCUGCAUCCAGGCGGGUCUUGAAAAUCUCCAGAGAAGGGGACUCCACAACCUCCCUGGGCAGCCUGUUCCAGUGCUCUGUCACCCUCACUGUAAAGAAGUUUUUCCGUGUAUUUGAACGGAACUUCCUAUGUUCUAGCUUGUGCCCUUGCCCCUUGUCCUGUCGCUGGGAACCAUUGAAAAGAGCCUGGCUCCGUCCUCCUUAAACCCACCCUUUAGGUACUUGUAAACGUUAAUCAGGUCCCCCCUCAACCUUCUCUUCCCCAGGCUAAAGAGUCCCAGCUCUUUCAGCCUUUCCUCAUAAGGGAGGUGCUCCAGUCCCAUAAUCAUCUUGGUUGCCCUACGCUGGACUCGCUCCAGUAGUGCCCUGUCCCUCUUGAACUGGGGAGCCCAAAACUGGACGCAGUACUCCAGUUGUGGCCUCACCAGUGCAGAGUAGAGGGGGAGAAUGACCUCCCUCGACCUACUGGCCACAGUCUUCCCUAGGCAGCCCAGGAUGCCAUUGGCCUUCUUGGCGACAAGGGCACACUGCUGGCUCAUGGAUAAUUUGCUGUCUACCAGGACCCCCAGGUCCUUCUCCUCAGAGCUGCUUCCCAGCAUGUCCGCCCCUAACAUAUACUGGUGUUUGGCAUUCUUCCUUCCCAGGUGCAGGACCCUACACUUCUCCAUUCCGUCCUUUUGUGUUAACUACGCCAAUUACUUUAUGGGGCGGCGACUGUAUGAGCCACUGGGGAAUACAGAUUGGGUCAAAUUUGUCUUAGGGGCCACUGUGGCGCAAGCCACCUUAAAGUUAACCUGGAAAUCUAAUAACCCCGUUUGGGUGGAACAGUGGCCCUUGUCACGCGAAAAGUUGCGCCGCCUUCAUCAGCCAGUUGAAGAACAGCUCCGAGAAGACCAUAUAGUCCCAACGACCAGUCCGUGGAAUUCGCCUGUGUUUGUAAUCCAGAAAAAAAGGGGCAAAUGGCGACUUUUACAUGAUCUAAGAAAAAUUAAUGCUGCAGUGGAAGAUAUGGGUACUCUACAACCCGGUAUGCCUUCACCCACUAUGGUCCCCCGAAAUUGGUGCCUCACUAUCAUUGAUUUGGAAGAUUGUUUUUUCACAAUCCCGUUGCAUCCUGAGGAUGCCCCCAAAUUUGCAUUUUCUGUGCCAUCUAUCAAGGAACGGGACCUCGGUGGGUUCCAGCCCGGUGUGUGCGCCCUUACAGGCAACAGCAAAGCCAAAAGGAUUGAAUGCGUCUGCUAUCCUGGUUCGGUCUACGGAGUCCCAACGAGCAGGCAUGGACGCAGUUGUGGAAGAAGAUCAAAGCACAGUGAGAAAACUGUACCAGGAAGAACAGGGAGUCCGCAUGUGCUCUUGAGAACAAGGACUCUCUUGCUGCCAAGGAUAAGUUUAGCAAUGCUACUGGUACGGCUAUUUCUGAGUUAUUGCUGAUGGAGAUAGUAGUCGACAUGCGACGCUGCAAAACAGAGCUGCUAUUGACUUUUUGCUUUCAGCUCACAGACAUGGUUGUCAAGAUUUUAAAGGACUGUGUUGUAUGAAUCUAAGUGACCACUCCAAAUCCAUCCAUGCCCAGUUGCAAGAACGGCACCGACCCAACCAGCAACUUGUGGAGACCACUGGGUGCAAUCUUUUUUGGAUGGACUUGGGGGUGGGGUUGGUUGAAGCAAAUUAUACUCGUUUGCCUGUGUGGAAGGAAUUUGUCUGUUAUGUUUAGUACGCUGUUUGCCGUGUUUAAUAAGCAUUAUACGAUCAGUUGUAGAUGCCGCUUUGCAUCGUACCCUGGUACGAGUUGUAGAAUAUGUUGCUGUAAAAACUGCGUGUGUAUCCAUGAGAACCUGACCUUCACAGAAGAAGAUAACAAGAAGGGAUUACAACAAUGUGGUCACGUAUCAGACAGCCGCCGUUAGCAAAGCCGGAUCACGAGUCUGGUGGGACUCGCUGCAUGCGCUGGCCACACGUGCAGCGACUCUAGCCUGUACUUCUCCACUCAAUCCGGUGCAGGAUAUAAGGGGUCUGUCUCGGGCCGGAGAGAGGGAGAGAGAGAUGAGUGCACUUUGAAGAUACAGGGGACGCCCUGGAGCGCUGUCUCUGUCGUCCCCCCCCUCCCAUAAGUUCUAUGUUCAUUAACCCCAACAGCUCAGAAGGCAUUACAGCACGUUGCAGGUAAGAUAUAGUCUACUACUGCUGCAAGACACGUUGAACACCUUCCUACAAGAAUUUCAACCUUACGCCCUGAUAGGACAGUGGGAUGAUGCACUCGCAAAGAGCCCGACUGCAUUAGAGUGGGUAGUUUUGCCACGUACCUUUUCCAAAACAGUAACUAUGAUGACUGAAAUGUUACCACGAUUGUUUUCCCAGGGUCGUUUGUGCUGUCAGCAGCUUUCUGGAAUGGAUCCAAGCCACAUACAUGUCCCUGUCAAAAAGGACGACCUUGACCCUUGGUUAUCACAAAGUCUUAACCUACAGAUUGCCUCAGUAGAUUCUAUUGGGCAAAUAAAUUAUUCUCUCCCCUGCCUUUAGAGCCACAGGAGGUUGGUAUUCUAGGCUAAAUUCAGAUGGAUGCUCGUAAGUGUUUUAACUUUGCCAAAUGCUCUCGAAACGCAACAUAUCUCCAAAAGGUCACCCCUCUUGAUUACCGGGUACACUUUUGUCAGCCACCUGUGGUUGCCAUUUCUUCUUUCUCUGCUCCCGGUGUGGCUUCUGCAAAAGCGCUAACGCUCUUAAAAAAAGCUAGGUUGUUGGCUUGUGGAACAAAGUAAGGCUACUUCAGUAGCUCUUCCUGGCCUUUUAUUAGAUGUAGAUUCAGUACGCCAUGCAACUCUGUAAAAUAGAGCAGCCGUCAAUUUUCUGUUAUUAGCGCAUGGCCAUGGAUGUGAAGAUUUUGAUGGCACGUGCUGUAUGAAUUUAUCAGACCACUCUGAAUCAAUCCAUAAAAGUAUACAACAGUUAGAGCAAAAUGUGCAGAAAUUACGAAUGGGGGGAAGUUGGGGAUGGCUGGAUAACCUUUUUAACAGUUGGGGCUUAACUGGAUGGUUGCAAUCAGCUCUAAAAUUCUUGCUUUUUUGUAUAAGCAUAUUCUUGUGCAUUAUGCUUUGUAUUCCCUGUGUGCUACGGUGUGCACAGCGUCUUACAGAUAAAACCUUGGCCACUGUUUUUGUAGUAAAUGAAGAAGGGGGAAUUGUGGAUGCCGAAGGACGUGCGGACGCAGCACCUGGAAGGAGCCCUGGAGUUCUCAUCGCUCUCCCUGGCGGCAAAGCGUGGGAUAAGUAAACAAUCCCUAGCUACACAGCACCUGGGCCAUAGAAUCAUAGAAUCAUUUAGGUUGGAAAAGACCCUUGGGAUCAUUGAGUCCGAGCAUCAGCUCCACUCUACGAAGUUCUCCCUUACUCCCUUAACACCACAUCUAAACGAGUCUUAAACACAUUCAGGGAUGGUGACUCAGCCUUUCAUGCGGUUCUCAUCCUCCUUGUUUGGUUUAGUUGUGUUUUAAUGUUGCAGACUUAGAGGGGCGAUUUGGUGUGCUGUCUCCAUUUGGAAGGGAAAGUGAUUUUCAGAUUUUCAGAUGCGAUGCAUUUAACAGGACACAAAUGUCCCCAGCUGCAGGGACCCAGGUGCCUCUUGCCAGUGCAGAUGCCCUGACCCUCUGCCCAGCCUCCCUGUGCAGCUGCUGGGGGCUCUGGUGUCCCUCAGCUCUCAUGUGCUGGCUGCCAGUCCCAGGGAAAGGCAUCAGGUAACUGGGGUGUCGAGCAACUGAGGUCUGCCUGAGAAGCUGAGGAAUUGUUUUCCACAUUUAAAAAAAUACGAGCACGUAUUCUGUCAGCUGGGAAAAAAAACUGACAAAAGAAACCAAAAAUCUCAAAAAGUCCUUUCCCUUUAGAUGCUCAUUGAAAUCUCCCUCUUUAAAGUCCUGAAACCUCUCCAACCAGCUGUACAAGACUUGAAGACUUGAAGAAUCUUAUGGGGAAAGGCAUGGCUCAUCAGAGCUUUUUGCAUUUUAACGACCCUGUGAUGUAUUUGGUGCUGACUCCCAUGGACCUCAGUUACCGUGAGGAGAGUGAUCAAACCACUUGAGAAGUUAAAGUCAGAUGGCUCUGAUGCUGAGUCAACCUCUGAUGUGUUCUGUCAAGGAGAGGUCCAUUUUAAUGACAUCAGAAGCACCCACACAAACCAUACACCGGCUCCUUGCCUAAAAGUUACAGAGGCAGUGGGGAAAUCACAGGCCAUGUUCCUGCUCCUGCCCUACCAGGUACGCGGGCAGCAGUGACUUCACCAGCACCUACACAACCCAUGGGCCUCUUCCUGGCCUGUCAGCGGAACGGUCACAGGUGACCUUGCAAACACCUACACAAGAUGGGUGCCCAGUCCUGGCCUACCAGAUUCUCAGGCACCUGGGACCUCAAAAUACCCAACACAAGACAUGUUUCUCCUGGGCUCCUCAGGCACCAGUGCCAUCGCAAAGACAUCCACAAGCCAGGCGACAGCUCCUGGCCUGUCAUCUGUGCAGGGACCAGUGACCUCACAAGCACCUACAUGAGCUGUGCACCUGGUCCUGCCUUAUCAGCUACUCAGCCAAGAGUGACAUCACAAGUACAAACCUGAGCCACGUGUCUCCUAUCAGCUACAGCAGCACCAGUGACCUCACCAGCCCCUACAGGAGCCCUGGCCUUGCUCCUGGUCUAUCCGCUACUCAGGCACCAGAGACCUGACCACCCCGUCUCCCCGUGCUUGCUGUCUGCUCACCUCUGAGAUACGACUCCUCACAAGCUCCUACACACACCAGAAGCCUCCUCUCGGCCUGUUGGCUACUCAGGCAGCAGCUCCUCACAAGCACAUACCAACCUAUUCGCUGGGUGCUCGUCUUUUGGGGGGACCCAAGCCAGUACUGAGCCCCCUCUCCGUCACUUGCUCGCCCCUCCUAGAAGGGGGCCGUAGCCCCUGGGCACGUUCCAGCGUGUCCGUGCCCCACCACCUUUCGGGCACCCCUCCGCCCUCUUGAAUUCCCCCCAGCCCACCCUGUCAGGGCUUGUUCUGCAGCCUGGUAAAGUGGGGGACCCCCACCCGGCCUUUUCCUUCUGCUUCCGUUCACAUUUAAACUGUAAUUCUUCACUACACUAAAUCUUAUUGAAGGGGGAUUUACUCAAUUCAAAACUAUAGCUCCAAUUCAAAUUUAUAGUUAU
Molecule: messenger RNA, 5883 nt
Organism: Chroicocephalus ridibundus (black-headed gull)
Lineage: Eukaryota; Metazoa; Chordata; Aves; Charadriiformes; Laridae
Exons: 2
Coding region: 1154-2137 (327 amino acids)
Molecular function (GO): RNA stem-loop binding
Source: RefSeq, a predicted model, not a curated record